AUGUCGCAUGUGGACCCUCUCGGCCAUUCAGCUGGGCUCGACUCGCAGCAGUCGACGCCCGUCACGCCAGCUUCUUUCUUCGACUCAGACAACGAACCCGAUUCUGACAAAGUCUCUUAUGCCACCACAGUUCCGGAAACUGUUAUGGCAGAGCAGGUUGCCAAAGAUGUGGUAAAGGAAGCACAGUCGGUGGGACCCUCGGCGCCCAUCGACGACUCUGCGUCAACUACCAACUCUCCCGCCGUGAAUGGCGGUUCGCCCUCGGACACAGCCACCAAAACACCAAACGACCCCGAAGCCUCUUCCACCAAACAAACUGCGAACGGAGCGAAUGUACCCUCGAUUGCAUCUGUAAAUGUGGACGGACAGGCGGCCGCUGUAAGUAGAGGCGACGAGGAAGGCGGGGAUAGCAUUAACUCAAUCAAGGGCGACAACAAGCAGUCGGGCGCAUCCCAGGCCGAUUCCAAACAGCCCCACCUCAAUGGCAUUUCCAGCGAUCAUUUGGCGACAGACUCUCUGGCUGUGACAGAUGCGAGCGGCGGCUCAGACACCGACAUCAGCCGGCCCGGUAGCGUUGACCAGUCGAAACGGGAUGGAAGCCAUGUACGGACCAGCUCAGCAGCCAAGAAGCAGCCUUUCAAGUCGGUAUCCGUGACCAAGAGCUUUCUGGCCAAGACCGUCACUACCACUCCGGCCGCGCGACCUGGCGAAAAGGUGACAGCCGCUGCUCCUCCCAAGCCUUCUAAUGUACUUUCGGCAAAACCCCGCCUCGUAGCCAAGUCGGGCACCAGCAAUGCUCCGCGAACACUGGGACAGACCAAUGGUGCAGGUGCAGGCCCAGAUGCUAGCAAGGUCUGGAAUAAGAACCAGCCAGUUCCCCCGCCCCCGCCGAAGCAAUUCACCGACGAGGAGCUCAAGCAGCAAUACGGCAUUCACCUUGCGACCCGCUUACAAGCAGACGAGGGUGGUAAAGAAGCAAAGUGGGCGGAUAUUGACGACGACGAGGAUGACUGGGCUCCGGAAACUGUGCAAUGGAUGGACGGAACAAAGUCUUCGGUCGCAGUACCACCAGAACAACCCCCGCCUCCCGAGGAGCCAAAGACGAUACUAAAGCCCGAGACUCCCGCGGAGACGCCCAAGCCCAAGCCAGAGCCAGCCCCGGUCUCGACUUCAAACCCCAAGCCAAGUGUCACUGGUGGCACCAAGACCAUUCUGAAGCCGGGAGCACACGCGCAACCAUGUACUGGAAAAUCGAGUCUUGUAUUAAAGGGCCAACCAGAGAAGCCAACCUUAGUAGCCAAGCCAUCUGCGACGGAGAAGAAGUCACCGUGGGCGCCACUUCCUCCUAUUGAGAAGGUCUCGCCGGUUCAGAUCAACCCCCCCGCGCAUCAACCACCCCCGCAACGUUACUCACAACGAGAUUCCUACGGCUAUGACUCUAUGCCUCCGCCCCCUGCGAAAGAGAUUGCUCCCGACGACUUCAAUCGUUCCUGGCGCAAUGACAGCGGCGGUCGAGAUGGUCGGGAUGGCCGAGAACUGUUCAACUCUCAGAGUGGUCGCUAUGAGCCAGUGCACAAUGAUGUGCGACGAGGUUCUGGACGCGACAGUGGAUUCCGACAACAGCCAGCCGUGCUACAGAGGCCCUCCCAAGAUGGCCCAGCAGAACCAUCGGCAGCAUUCCAAACCUCAAGAGCAACUGCGGACGGACCUACAUGGGGCAGGCGAAGGAACUCUUCAAACGUCAGUGGAGGCAUGCCUAGGCGCAUGUCCAUGGAUCCACGCGCAGACAUGCCAAAUGGGCCAAUGAACUCUGAGCGUCGUGAAUCCCACUCCAUCAACGGCUUUGAUCCUUCCGACUCUACAGCAGCUCGGCAAUCGCCGUUCCAGCAGAUGAAGUCUCCGAAUAUGCCUCAUGCACACCCAGCCUCGCCAUACGGCUCUGCAGCGUCACCAGCUGUUCAGCAAGCACAGGCAGUGGCACCAGUGGCACCCCCAGCUGAAGAUCCCGUCGUAGUGCAGAACCGCCUCAUGGCCGAGAAGAUUGAGCGUGCUCGUCUCAAGAAACUACAAGACGCCGAAGCCGAGAAGCGGGCAGAGGAAGAAAAGAAGGAACGCAUUGCUAAGAAACUUGCUGCCAUGGGACCACCAAAGGCCAAGGAGCAGUCACCCGCACGACCAGCAAAAUCGCCCCCGAAAGAAAAGGCAGUGCCCGCUUCUGUUCAAUCUCCGCCAAAGCCGCCUGUUCCGACAGCUGAUGGCGAGGUUGCCCAGUACGGCAUGAUGAAGGUGCACCAGCCUCACCCGGUCAAAAAGUCGCCUCAGAUGGAGCACGCCCGAGUGUCCGCAUCCGCACAGGCAGCAGCCUCGCUAGACCAGCAAACGCAGCCGUUUGAUCCAUUGGCUCGUGACAGCGAAAAGUCAAGGUUGCCGACUGAACAGUCAAAUCCGCUCGCUCACCAAACAGAGGGCACUAGCCAAUCUGGGACUAGGCCACAGGGUCCAGCUGCCUGGACACCUUCGACAGCACCGCAACCCAAACCUUGGACCUCACAAGUUUGGGGUCCUCCACAGGCAAAAGAUCGAGCACUCGGUAACGGCACCUUCGGUUCUAGCUAUCGCGGUCCAAUUCAACCUGGUGCACAGCAGCAGCUUCCUGUACAAGCACCUGCAGCAACCGCACCCAUCGGAACGGGCUUAGCACAGCAACCCAUAGCUCCCCAGCCCGCAAGACAAAUGCCUCCACAGCAGAUGUUUUCUCAACGCCCUGCUCGUGCGCAGCAGCCCCAGUCAAGGACUUACCGCAAGGUAGAGCCCAUCUCUGGCGGAGGCUGGGACAAGUUUGGCGAUUUCAUCAAAAAGGACGAUCAAGAUACCUACACCAAGAACCGCCAGGACCAAGCACGCCAAGGCGAAGCUUUCCGCCCCGAGAUCCGAGAGACUUUCAAGGACCAGCGUGGACAAGCCGAGGUCACACUUCAUGACAAGGUCGCUGCCGAGCUUGCGCUAGCAGAGAGCCUCAAAAAGGACGAGGUCACGAAGCCGCUCCAAGAAGGCCUUUCGCCACAGCAGGUCAUUGGUCAGGGUACUCUCCAGCAAGCCACUGGCACUCGCCCCUCACGCUUCUUUCCACGCCCGAUGGAGCCUGCGCCACCCAUGCCUGCAUUCUCAUCAAACAAGGCCGACUCGCCUCCCCCGCCUCCGGAGACUGAGACACACCCCGCCUUCAGUAGCGAGACCAACCAUCCAAUGGUGAGGCUCCCAAAGCCUUCGCCUGUUGUGCGUCUUCCUCCGUCGGCGGUUGGCAAUGUUGCAUCUGCCCCGGCCACCAUGCCACGCGGCCAAGGUCUAGGAGCGAGGCCUCUUACUAUGAACCCAGAAUGGCAAGCUAGGUUUAACAAACUGCUCGACAAGCCUGGUUCAACUCGACCUUCUUCAUUGCCCGCCACAUCCCCAGUUUUCCCCGUCGUCUCCCCCCAGCAAGGUGCAGUGGCCCCCACGGCGUUGUCGAAGGCUGCUCUCGACGUCCGUGGCAACGCUGGCACUGCGACUGUGUCUCUCCCCACAGCACCUCUGGGUAAGACCUUCGCAGACGACCGUGGCAAAGACGUCGUCACUCGCAAGGGUGCCGAGGCACUGUUCGAAGACCGAGAGUUUGGUUCCUUGCCCACCGUCAAGCUGUCAAAGGCCCCUCAUCUUGCGGCCAACCAAGCCCCAAAGCCUGCACCUCGAGACGAGCAGCAUCCCAAGUACAAGAAGUUUGAGAACCCAUUUACAAUCCGUCGUCUUGAGGCUUUCGAUAUCGAGAAGAAUGCCCAGAACAAGGGCAAAUUCGAUGUCGUUGUCAGCCUGCCAAACAUGCGUAACCCUGUCACCAAAUCGGUGCAGAGGAAGCACUACGGCCCCAAGAUUAACCGUCAGUCCAAGCCUAAGCAGCCUGGUUCCCCAAGCUCGACGUCUGUCAACGGUUCCAAGGAACGCCCCCGCAAGCCUUCGCACCAGGGUUCAGCUGACCGCCCUUACAAUAACACCGCCCGUCCUUCUGCGGCUAAGUCUUGGACUACCAACAGUAACCCUCGCUCGUCUGCAAUUUCUUCCGCCAACACCGCCAACGCCGUCAGCACUCCCACCACAUGGGCCAAGCUUGCGGCUGCCUGA
Molecule: messenger RNA, 4155 nt
Organism: Pyrenophora tritici-repentis Pt-1C-BFP
Lineage: Eukaryota; Fungi; Ascomycota; Dothideomycetes; Pleosporales; Pleosporaceae
Source: RefSeq, a predicted model, not a curated record